AUGGGGAUAGGGCCGAGGCUUCCUCUCUUUGACCUGCAGGCGCCGCCGAAGCUCCCCUUCGGUAUGGAGGAUGUUUAUGCCAAGAGGGUGGAGAAGGUGGACUUCUCUACGCUGCGUCGGCAGAAGAAUGAGGUGAACCUUGCCAUGCAUCAGCAGGAGGUUCCCUUGGUGAAUGUCUUCCUGGAAGGCGUGAAGAGUGACCCCGAGGUUCUGGCGAGGACACAUGCCUCUUCCUAUGCAGAUUGGGCCCAGAAGACAUUCCUUACCCAUGCCUAUGCCUUUGGUGAGAUGUAUGUCAACAUGGCCAAGGUAGAUAAGGAGAUCUAG
Messenger RNA from Prunus armeniaca (apricot), 327 nucleotides. The record is from the annotation of a GenBank genome assembly. Lineage: Eukaryota; Viridiplantae; Streptophyta; Magnoliopsida; Rosales; Rosaceae.